Messenger RNA from Funneliformis mosseae, 1065 nucleotides. Lineage: Eukaryota; Fungi; Glomeromycota; Glomeromycetes; Glomerales; Glomeraceae. The record is from the annotation of a GenBank genome assembly.
AUGGAGGUCAUUAACGGUAACGCAACCGAUCGCCAAAUUUCCAAUAGGGAUUCCGUUUCAAGAAAUGCCACAACUGAAAUUCCAUCACCACGAUUACGACCGAGGAGCAAUUCGGCUCCACAAGAACGAUUAAUUCCCACGUCACAGUCAAUUGCGAACGAUACGAUCUCAACUUCACAAAAUACCAACUCGAUCGUAAUUCCUUCUCGACAAAAUGAUCCACCGCAAAGGAGACACAAGAGUAAUUGUGAUUGUGGUCUUGAACCAGUCCUCCGGGAGGUGAAAAUAAACACCCCAAAUAAAGGAAGAUUCUUUUGGUCAUGUAGCAAAUUUGGUGGACCGGAUCAUAUGAGAAGAUGUAAUUUCUUUAGAUGGGAUACUCCAAAUGAGAAUGAAAAUGAUGUUGACGAACCAUCGUCUUCAGCUCCAAUUAGGAAUGAGAUACCUUACGUCUUAAUCAGAGCGGGAACGCCGUUGAUUACCUACACCGACAACAACAUUAAUGAUGAUGAUGAUAGUGAAAUUAACCUUUCUCCGCGCCCCGAUCAACUCUCGGAGAAUGAGGUCGUACCUAGGUUGAUCACGCGGACUAGGGCAACGUCCGCCGCAACUCCUCUGUUAACUCCACAUCGGAGACAUAGGAAUAGAAGGGCUUCUUCACCACAAGCUCCUGGAUCGCCUCCGACGAGAUCACAAUCUCCUUCCAUCGCUGCAAACAAUGCUUUGACCGGUGACGUGUAUACGCGUAAACCGGCCGUAUUUAGUAAUUGGGAUGAUGUACCCAAAUAUUCUACUCCUCAAUUAUUGGAUAUAAUGCAAAAUCAUCUCGUACAACAAGACAAGAAUUAUCAACAAUGGUACACUGCUUACAGGCAGGCUAAACAAGAUCUUGAAGAAGCAAAGAAGAAAAUAGAGAAAUUAAGGGAUGAGUUUGAGGUGGAAAAUAGGGAAAACAAAUUGUGCAAACGUGAAAAUGAUAUAUUGAGAGCCGAAAAGCGGUUGUUGGAGUAUGAAAAUAACGAGCUAAAGGAAGAAAAUCAAGAAUUGAAGAGAAGGAGAUAUUAA